Felis catus (domestic cat) is the source of this 7769-nucleotide messenger RNA. RefSeq names its product AF4/FMR2 family member 1 (gene AFF1). Gene Ontology annotation, biological process: regulation of gene expression. NCBI's taxonomy places the organism in Eukaryota, Metazoa, Chordata, Mammalia, Carnivora, Felidae. The transcript is spliced from 26 exons. The record is from RefSeq and is a predicted model, not a curated record. Gene Ontology annotation, cellular component: nucleus; super elongation complex. Bases 1289 to 5011 code for a protein of 1240 amino acids.
CCAGUUGACAACUUUAAGGUCUUGCCUAUGUAAAUUCCCUAAUCCUCAAUUUCUCCGUCUAUAAAACAAGUAUAAUACUCUAGGACUUGCAAGGUCGUUGUGAGGAUUAAAGAUCUGUCUGUAAAUUCCCUGCCACAUGAUUCUUUCUGGGCAGCUGAUUUUGCUAAAUCUCAUCUAGGACCAGUUGAAAGCUUUAAAAACUGUCAACACAGAAAAUAUGAUCACUCACGUUGGGAGAAGCCAGCCACCAUGUUGAGCCAUCCUAUGGAGAGGCCAUGGAGUAAAGAACUUAGGCUGAAAGUCAACGGCUGUAUGAGUGAGCCAUCUCAGAAGGGGAUCCUCCAGCCCCAGUCGAGCUUUUAGAUGACUGCAGCCCUUGCACACAUCUUGACUGAAACCUCAUUCGAGAUGCUGAGCUAGAAACAUCCAACUAAGCUACCCUCAAAUUCCUGACCCACAGAAUUUGUGUGUUGAAAAGUUGUAUGAGGCCACUGUCUUGCGCCAGUGAGAAGCUAAUUGUGAUGAUGGGAAGGCAUCAGGCAGGGGUGGCUAAGCAUAAGGACAGAAAGCACCUAGAGCCAUGGAGGCAGCCUGAGUGGUGGCAUUGAACCUGGAGUGCCUUGUUCCAAUCUCAUUAGGAAACCAGAAAGAAUGUGCUUCUCCAAAAUGAGGGAGUAAACCAAAAAAGAGAAAGACAUGGAAUCCAGUACACAAGAACCUCCCUUAGGAGAGGAAGACAUGAAGUACAGUAGACAAGACAUCCUUCAAAAAAGGAAGACAUGGAAUCCAGUAGACAAGACCAGACCUCUAUCACGAGGGAAGACAGAGCCCUGUAUUUCCUUGGGAAACUACCCCACCCCACUUUUAGUACUCAUUGUUUGGGUGCACCUGACCAUGCCCCAAGUUCAAGAAAUGAUCACAUGCUAUUGGCUUACACUGAUCAACAUAAGUACCACCAUAAGUAGCAAUAAUUCUGGCUACGGUGAUUGGCGCAAGGAUGAAAGAAGGAAUCAAGUUAACCCAAACAGCAUAUAUCCCAGAACCUUUGGGAGAGUUUAUAGCAAAAGAAGUGUUUUCCAUCUUGGGACUGUGAAGACAUAAGCCUGAAACUCCUGGGAACAGAUGGGGCACAGCUGACCCAAUGAACAGAACAAGGAGAUGGAGCAAGACAGCUUCCUAAAACCUAUUCCGAGCAUCUGAAUUCAGCCAUGCUAGAUGUUACAUCUACUCAUGGAUUUUAAAUCUACAAGAGAUGAACAGACUUGUUACUUUCCACUGACUGGCAGCAAUGGCGUUUACCGAAAGAGUCAAAAGCAGCAGCAGCAGCAGCGGCAGCAGCAGCAGCAGCAGCUUGUACAAUGAAGACAGAAAUCUGCUUCGAAUUAGAGAGAAGGAAAGACGCAACCAGGAAGCUCACCAAGAGAAAGAGGCAUUUCCUGAAAAGAUCCCCCUUUUUGGAGAGCCCUACAAGACAGAAAAAGGUGAUGAGCUAUCCAGUCGAAUACAGAACAUGUUGGGAAACUAUGAAGAAAUGAAGGAGUUCCUCAGUACCAAGUCCCACCCUCAUCGCUUGGAUGCUUCUGAAAAUAGGUUGGGAAAGCCAAGAUAUCCUUCAUUUCCUGAGAAGGGGAGCAGCAUUCCACCCCACCCCUUCCACACCAGUGCCCACCACCAGCCUAUUAACACUCCUGCCUCCGGACCACUUCCUGUUGGUAACAUCAGCCACAAUCCAAAGAUGGCACAGCCAAGAAUGGAACCAAUGUCAAAUCCUCAUGUCAGAGGCUAUGGCCCACCAGACAGCCAGCACCUGACCCAAGAUCGCCUCGGUCAGGAGGGGUGCGGCUCUGCUCAUCACAAAAAAGGUGACCGCAGAGCUGAUGGAGACCGCUGUACUUUGGUGACAGACUCUGCUCCAGAGAGGGAGCUCUCUCCCUUGCUCUCUUUGCCUUCCCCAGUGGCCCCCUUGUCACCUGUACAUUCCAACCAGCAGACUCUUCCCAGGACACAAGGAAGCAACAAGGUUCACAGCAGCAACAGUAACAAUAAAGGCUAUUGCCCGGCCAAAUCUCCCAAAGACCUAGUGGUCAAGGUCCAUGAUAAAGAGACCCCUCAAGACAGUUUAGUGGCAGUUGCCAGCCUUGGGGUAGCCCCUCCCCAGCCACCUUCUCAGACUUUCCCCCCACCUUCCCUCCCCUCAAAAACUGUGGCAAUGCAGCAGAAGCCCACGGCUUAUGUCCGGCCCAUGGAUGGUCAAGAUCAGGCUCCAAGUGAGUCUCCUGAACUGAAACCACUGCCGGAGGACUACCGGCAGCAGACCUUUGAAAAAACAGACUUAAAAGUGCCUGCGAAAGCCAAGCUCACCAAGCUGAAGAUGCCUUCUCAGUCGGUUGAGCAGACCUACUCCAAUGAAGUUCAUUGUGUUGAAGAGAUUCUAAAGGAAAUGACCCAUUCAUGGCCGCCUCCUUUGACAGCAAUACAUACGCCCAGUACAGCCGAGCCCUCCAAAUUUCCUUUUCCGACAAAGGAUUCUCAGCACAUCAGUUCUGCAACUCAAAACCAAAAACAAUAUGAUACAUCUUCAAAAAACCACACUAAUUCUCAGCAGGGAACAUCCAUGCUCGAAGAUGACCUUCAGCUCAGUGACAGUGAGGACAGUGACAACGAACAAAGCCCAGAGAAGCCUCCUUCUGCAUCUGCACCUCCAAGUGCUCCACAGUCGCUUCCAGAAGCCGCGGCCUCAGCACAUUCCAGUAGUGCCGAGUCAGAGAGCACCAGUGACUCAGACAGCUCCUCGGACUCGGAGAGCGAGAGCAGCUCAAGUGACAGCGAAGAGAAUGAGCCCCUAGAAACUCCGGCUCCUGAGCCCGAGCCUCCUACAACAAACAAAUGGCAGCUGGACAACUGGCUGACCAAAGUGAGCCAGCCAGCAGCAGCGCCGGACGCCCUGGGGAGCGCGGAGCCUCCGCCUCGGCACCCAGAGAGUAAGGGCAAGGGCGGGGGCGACGGUGGUGGUGGUGGUGGUGGUGGUGCCGCCAGCCACGAGCGCUCGGAAUCCAAAGAUCCUGCCCUCAAGAGCUCCGGCAAGGGCCCUCGGGGCCCCUCGGAAGGCCUGCACGCCGGCAAGAGGAGCUGUCAGAAGUCCCCCGCCCAACAGGAGGCUCCCCAGAGGCAGACCGUCGGAAACAAACAGCCCAAAAAGCCCGUCAAGGCCCCUGCGCAGGCAGACUCGCGGGCCAGCCUGCAGGUGGAAAGUGAGCCAGGACCCCCUCCCUACGGCUCCAAAGACCAGCCUUCCAAAGACAAGCCCAAGGUGAAGACGAAAGGGAGGCCCCGCGCAGGAGACGGCCGAGAGCCCAAGCCCGUGGCGCCCGGCCCCAGCCCCAGCCCCAGCCCCAGUGAGAGGAAGAAGCACAGGAGUGGGCCGCUGGCCCCCUCGAAGGCGCUCUCGGGCCCGGAGCCCACGAAGGACAAUGUGGGGGCCAGGAGCCCCGAGCACUUUGCCCUGGUCCCCUUGACCCAGAGCCAGGGCCCGCCCCAGGGCGGCGGUGGAAGGACUAGCGGCUGCCGGCGUGCCGUGGUUGUCCAGGAAGACCGCCGGAAGGACAGGCUCCCAGGGCCCACGAGAGACCCCAAGCUGCUCUCCCCGCUCAGGGACACCGCUCCCCCGCCGAUCUUGAUGGUGAAGAUAACCCUCGACCUUCUUUCUCGGAUACCCCAGCUUCCUGGGAAGGGGGGCCGCCAGAAGAGACCGGAGGACAAGCAGCCCGCCACAGGGAAGAAGCCUGAUCCCGAGAAGAGAGGCGCAGACAGUUCGAGCAAGUUGGCCAAAAAGAGAAAGGGUGACACAGAGAAAGACCAUGAUAGCAAGAAAGCCAGACUGGAGAAAGAAACCAAGUCACAGCCAUCAUGUUCAUCUUCCCAUAAAGAUUCUUCUAAAACAAAAACACCCAGGCCCUCCUCUGAGCCCUCAAAGAAGGAAAUGCUUUCCCCCCAACUUGUGUCCUCCUCGUCCUCGUCCUCAUCCUCCCAGAAGCCAGCCAAGCCUGCACAAAAGAGGCCAAAGCGGGAAGCGGACCAGGACCCUCCCCAAAGUGCCAGUAGUAGCAAGGGCAGCCACAAAGACUCCUCUGCUCCGAAGCACAGAAGAGUGGAGGGGAAGGGAUCUGGAAGCUGUACAGAGCACAAAGGAUCUUCUGGAGAUACUGCAAAUCCUUUUCUAGUGCCUUCUUUGCCAAAUGGUAAUUCUAAACCAGGGAAGCCUCCAGUGAAGCUUGACAGACAACAAGCAGAUUUUCACAUGAAGGAGGCCAAAAAGUUGAAGCAAAGAGCAGAGUUAAUGACAGACAAGGUUGGGAAGGCUUUUAAGUACUUGGAGGCCGCCUUGUCCUUUAUCGAGUGUGGGAUCGCCAUGGAGUCGGAGAGCCCGGCGUCCCAGUCGGCUUACUCGGUGUACUCAGAAACCGUAGACCUCAUUAAAUUUAUAAUGUCAUUAAAAUCCUUCUCAGAUGCCUCAGCUCCACAAGAGAAAAUACUUGCUGUUUUAUGCAUGCGUUGCCAAUCCAUUUUGAACAUGGCGAUGUUUCGUUGUAAAAAAGAUAUAGCAAUAAAGUAUUCUCGUGCUCUUAAUGAACACUUCAGCAGUUUUUUCAAAGUUGCCCAGGCACCAUCUCCAUGCGUUGCAAGAAGUACAGGCACACCGUCCCCUCUUUCCCCAAUGCCUUCUUCUGCCAGCUCCAUGGGUUCCCAGUCAAGUGCUGGCAGCAUAGGGAGCAGUGGGAUGCCUGUCACCAUCCAAAACAUGACAUCUUCUUAUGUCACCAUCACUUCCCAUGUCCUUGCCGCCUUUGAUCUUUGGGAACAGGCUGAGGUCCUUACGAGGAAGAAUAAAGAAUUUUUUGCUCAGCUCAGCACAAGUGUGUGUGCCUUGGCCCUCAACAGCAGUUUGAUGGAUCUGGUGCACUAUACAAGACAGGGUUUUCACCGGCUAAAACAAGCAACCAAAACACCUUAACGGAGGCCCAAGUUGAUUUGAUGGCUUGGGAACUUUUUUGCACAUUGAAAGCCUCAAAAACAGUUCAGACGUUUGUCUCAUCAGGACACCAAACCGAGAAGAGAAGCACCGUGAGAUGGCCAGGACAUUUGUCCACUUAAACUUUCAAGAACUUAAGUGAUCAUUGGUUGGACACGGUGGUUAUGCAGGAGCAGAAUGAGGAGGCUGGCCUCAGAGAUGAUCUUGCCUUUCCUAACUAAAGGACAGAAGUGCAAUGUAGACUUAAGUGGGCGUAUGAGUGGUCUAGAAACAUUUCCAUACUUUUUUUAACCAGCAGGAUGCAAAUUGCAAAUGAAAUGAGGAGAAGCAGUUUCAGCUCUGAGAGCAAGUUCAUGUCAUCUCAGUAGCCACCUUAGUCCAUUCCCAGAAGGAAAUUUUUUAAACAAUGAAUUUUGGUGUAGGGUUUUGUGGAUGAUUUUUUUUUUUCUUUUAAGUUUAGGGGGGAAAUACUUGUUUUGUUUAGUAGAUUCUAAUGGUCAUCUAUAAAGCAUAAGUUGUGAAGGACUCCACUGUACCCCACUUUCUGCCCGUGAACAAUCACUUUGAUAAUACCAAGUAUUGUCAUAAUUUAUAAAAUUGAAGGCAACUCCCCCCCCCCCCCCCCCCUCGUUCCCAACCCUCCUGUUGCCUGGAGUACACUGCACGUUCACCCCAGCUCCAAUUUCUCAGUCACUGCUGCAAGUCCGCCUACACCAGAGCUGCGGAGGGAGGGGCUACCGCACACCGGGAAGCCAUCUUGAGAUCGCAUGCGCAAUGGAGGACGCGGCGCUGCCAUCCCCACCACCCCGCUUCCGUGAAAGGCAGUCACCAUUGACUGUAUUAUGAAUUUUCUGCCUUGGGGAAGAAGGGAACCAACGUUUAUACCUGACCAGAUGAUGGCUAAAGUGCUUUUUAAUGUUUAUUUGAGUAGAGCUGGAAUUUGAGGUGCUGAUCUGUGGUCAACAGUUAUGUGGUAACUCAUGUUGUCUAACCAACUCAGAAUUUUGUCAGCAAAGAAAAAUGAAAUCUACUUCUUAGAGAGGCUAUAUUUUUCUGCUACAAAUUAUUUUAUAUUUAUAGCAAAAAGUAGACUUUCUGAGCCCUUGAUUGUCUAGGGUAAAUCAACUCCCUGAGAGGAUGUGGGGAUUUGGGUGGUUAAUUAGACUUAAAAAAAAAAAAAAAAAAAGUCACCACAUGCCUUCACUCCAAAGUGUUCUCAGUCAACUAGAUUUGAUUGGAUUAAAGAGGAGCUGUGGCCUUCCCAUGUGUUGUUAGUGCCAUGUUAUAGACAUUUAACCAAGUUCAUUUGGAAUGACCUAGAAUGAAAGAACACGAUCAAAAUUCCCACAUAACCAUAAGCACAGAUUUUUUUAAUUAAAACUUUGAAGGUUAUUGGAAGCAUUAUUUUGAGUGCAGUGUUUUUAAAAGCCAAUUCUUUAUAUCUCUUUUAGAAGUAGAAUUUGCACAUGUACUAAAAUUGAGGAUUGAGUGUUACCUCUGUAGUUGGUUCAUUUUUCACUACCUUUAUCCCAUUCUGCCCCUCUACAUUUUGUUUCCUACCAAGAAUGUUUUAUCAUUUUCGUAUCAUUAAUGAGGAAGGGAGUAAUGAACAGAUUGAAGGUCCAUAUGAGGAAUGUAAGUUUUGGUCUAUCUUUAAAGGGAUGUGUAGAGGGUGGGAGUCAUUAUUUUUCACAUAUGAACUGUUUAUGUGAAGCUGUUCCCUCAGUGUCUUAUCCAACCUAUUUUGUUACCAGUAGCUAGUUCAGAGGUUUGUUACCUCAUGUUUAGGUUAAAGCCGGAGAAUUACGGCAGUAGUAAUACCUGAGCAUAAGAAUUUGAUGUGUGAUUUCGAUGGACAGAUUUCCUUUAUCAACGUUCUAAAGCACGGCCAUUUAACAAAACUUUUUGUUAAAUGAACAGUAAUUGCCUGGUGGGUUGUGGCAUUGUGUCCAUCUCGUAAAAUGUGGGAGACCAGACACCAGAAUCAGCUUUAUGUGAUUAUUUAAUGCCUUUUUUCCCCUUAUUCACUUGGCCUUCCCCCUCCCCUUUACCCCACCAUUCCCCAAUGCAAGUCACCUGUCAGUUUGGAAGUGUGUGUUUUUUAGGACAGGUUCUGAUCUAUGCAGAUUGUGUUGGAGAGAGAGAGUGUGUGGGUGUGUGUGUGAGGGCAUGUGUGGUCUUCCGGUGAAAGACAGUGCUCCUGUGACUGAAGACGUUUCUAAGUCGAUUUCUCAGCCACUUGUAAAAAAAAAUAAAUAAAUAAACCUGAUUGCUUUUUCAGUGGCCUUAUUCCUUGUGUGUAGCGUUGCCCCCACCCUGACCUUUAUAUUAAAAAUUUAUUUGUCCCUUGAAAAAACAUUAAUUUGCAGAGAUCAAUUUGUAGUAUUUUGAUCAUGGAAUAUUUCUGAUUCUUACUGCAUUGUACCUAAAAGAGGAUUCCCAAUGGCUAUUUUUAAAAUAGAGUAUAUGAAAAAUAGUGGCUGAUGAAUCCUUAAUGUUCAUAAGGUCUUUUUCCUGUUACAGUUGUAUAUAGAAGUCUAAAGAAUUUUUAAAAUCGCUGCACUUUUUCACUGCAUGCUUAAAUUCCCAAAGGCAGAUUUUUUGUACUGAGGUAGAUGGUUGAAAGGUCUAGAUUAUAAAAUGAGACAAAUACAAAACAUCUUAAGAAGUGAAAAUCUUGCCUUUGGCACUACAGUUUGUGUGUGUGUGUGUGUGUGUGUGUGUGUGUGUGUGUGUGUGU